AAAAAAAAUUGCUGGUCUCAUUUUAUGAGGAAGACAUUGAGUCCCAGCGUGAGGGGUUAUAGACAGGACUUUCUCAAGAUUGCACAGGUAUAUCCCGUGCCUUACCUGACUGGGGGCUCUGAGUCCAGUUGUGUUGUCUUCAACUUAGACACCAUGGAGGCACCUCCAGUCACCAUGAUGCCUGUCACUGGGGGCACCAUUAACAUGAUGGAGUACCUAUUGCAGGGAAGUGUUUUAGAUCACAGUUUGGAAAGCCUCAUCCACCGCCUUCGUGGUUUGUGUGACAACAUGGAACCUGAGACUUUCCUUGACCAUGAGAUGGUAUUCCUUCUUAAGGGCCAGCAAGCCAGCCCAUUUGUUCUCAGGGCCCGACGCUCUAUGGACAGGGCAGGAGCACCCUGGCAUCUGCGCUACCUGGGACAGCCAGAAAUGGGAGACAAGAAUCGCCACGCCCUGGUGCGAAACUGCGUGGACAUUGCCACAUCUGAGAACCUCACCGACUUCUUGAUGGAAAUGGGCUUCCGCAUGGACCAUGAGUUUGUUGCUAAGGGACAUUUGUUCCGUAAGGGCAUCAUGAAGAUUAUGGUGUACAAGGUUUUCCGCAUCCUGGUGCCAGGGAACACAGACAGCACUGAGGCCUUGUCACUCUCCUAUCUCGUGGAAUUAAGUGUGGUAGCACCUGCUGGGCAGGAUGUGGUCUCUGAUGACAUGAAGAACUUUGCAGAGCAGCUAAAACCUCUGGUUCACCUAGAGAAAAUAGACCCCAAGAGGCUCAUGUGACUAAGAGGAUCUGUCCACAUUUGGGGCCUGUCCUUACUUGCUUGAAAAAAUAUGACACUAUUGCACUCCAGCCUGGGUGAGAAGAGCAAAACUCUGUCUCAAAAAUAAAAAUAAAAACAAAGAGGGGAAACCGGAAUAAAUUAGCUUUUGGAAAGGAAAAUUUCUUGUUUGGCCAUUUGUGUAUAAGGUUUGUAACAUUAGAGGCUGUGAGCUUGUGUUAUAUGGUAAUAAAGCCAAUGAAGAGAAA
Molecule: messenger RNA, 1027 nt
Organism: Mandrillus leucophaeus (drill)
Lineage: Eukaryota; Metazoa; Chordata; Mammalia; Primates; Cercopithecidae
Gene: MED18
Product: mediator complex subunit 18
Exons: 4
Coding region: 25-780 (251 amino acids)
Biological process (GO): termination of RNA polymerase II transcription; regulation of transcription by RNA polymerase II
Cellular component (GO): core mediator complex; mediator complex
Molecular function (GO): transcription coregulator activity
Source: RefSeq, a predicted model, not a curated record